Messenger RNA from Jaculus jaculus (lesser Egyptian jerboa), 4601 nucleotides. RefSeq names its product GRB2 associated regulator of MAPK1 subtype 2 (gene Garem2). Bases 13 to 2610 code for a protein of 865 amino acids. The record is from RefSeq and is a predicted model, not a curated record. The transcript is spliced from 6 exons. NCBI's taxonomy places the organism in Eukaryota, Metazoa, Chordata, Mammalia, Rodentia, Dipodidae.
GGCGCCCAUGCCAUGGAGAAGCUGGCGGCGGGGCUGGCCGGCCUGCGCUGGAGCAUGGGCGCCUUCCCGCUCGACCUCAUAGUCAGCCGCUGCCGCCUUCCCACGCUCGCCUGCCUCGGGCCAGGGGAGUAUGCUGAGGGCAUCAGUGAGCGAGACAUCCUGCUCAUACAUUCCUGCCGCCAGUGGACAACAGUGACAGCCCAUACCCUGGAAGAGGGCCAUUACGUCAUUGGACCCAAGAUCGACAUCCCUCUGCAGUACCCAGGGAAGUUCAAGCUCCUGGAACAGACUCGGGAUGUGCGAGAGCCGGCGAGGUACUUCAGCAGCGUGGAGGAGGUGGCCAGUGUCUUCCCUGAUCGAAUUUUUGUGAUGGAAGCCAUCACCUUCAGCGUCAAGGUCGUGUCAGGCGAGUUCAGCGAGGACAGCGAAGUGUACAACUUCACCCUGCACGCGGGUGACGAGCUCACCCUAAUGGGCCAGGCGGAGAUUCUGUGCGCUAAGACCACCAAGGAGCGCUCGCGCUUCACCACGCUCCUGCGAAAGCUGGGCCGCGCGGGGUCUCUGGCCGGAGUGGGUGGCCCAGGAGCCUCCGGAACAGGGGCAGGCGGCGGAGGCACCAGGCCCAUCAAGGGCAAGAUGCCCUGCCUCAUCUGCAUGAACCACCGCACCAACGAGAGCCUGAGUUUACCCUUUCAGUGCCAAGGCCGCUUCAGCACACGCAGCCCGCUGGAACUGCAGAUGCAGGAGGGUGAGCACACAGUGCGCGCCAUCAUCGAGCGCGUGCGGCUGCCGGUGAACGUGCUGGUGCCCAGCCGGCCGCCCCGGAACCCCUACGAUCUGCACCCGGUUCGGGAAGGUCAUUGCUACAAGCUGGUCAGCAUCAUCUCCAAGACCGUAGUGUUGGGGCUGGCGCUGCGCCGCGAGGGACCGGCGCCGCUGCACUUUCUGCUGCUCACCGACAUGCCGCGCUUCACGCUGCCGCAGGGCCUGCUGGCUGGGGACCCGCGCGUCGAGCGCCUGGUGCGCGACAGCGCCUCCUACUGCCGCGAGCGAUUCGACCCCGACGAGUAUUCCACCGCUGUGCGAGAGGCGCCCGCCGAGCUCGCCGACGACUGCGCCAGCCCACGGCGCGCUCGCCUGUGCCUGCCCGCCCCGCGCGUCCCCGGGCCAGCCCGCGCACUCCGCCAGCUAGGCCCCCUGGGCCCGGCGCUCGCGGGCGACGGCGACCAGGAGUACGUGAGCCCAGACUGGGCCGGCGCGCCUGAGCCCGCAGCCCCAGCCGCCGAAAUCCCCUACGAGGAGCUGUGGGCGCACCAGGCGCCCGAGAACCUCGCUGAGGCCCGCGCCCGGCUGCCUCCAGGGCCCGAUCUCAUCUUUCUGGGGCCCCUGGGUACCCCGCGGCGUGAGUCCCAGGCGCCGCCACCUCCCGUCCCUCCCAAAUCCGAGGCGGUGAAGGAGGAGUGCCGCCUGUUGCAUGCUCCUCCUGUACCUCCCCGGGGAAGUGGCAGCUCCAGCAGGCUUUCGGGCAGCCCCCCUGUGCCACCCCGCUUCCCCAAGCUGCAACCUGCCCACUCGCCUAGCUCCAGCCUCUCCUACUACUCCUCUGGCCUGCAGGAUGGGGCAGGCUGUCGCAGCGGCAAUGGCUCACCUUCACCGGAUGCAUAUUCCCUCUAUUGCUACCCUUGCACCUGGGGAGACUGCAAGGCCAGCGAGUCUUCUAGCCACCAGCCCCCAGGACCUUUGCCCUCCACCACCACGCAGCCCAGCCAGGCCUCCCGGGUCCUCUUAGAGCCUUUGAGUAGCCGAGCAGCUCCCCUGUUGGGGGCUGACACCCCCGUGGUCAAGACCUACCAUGGCUGCCCGCCCCUGUUCAAAUCCUCCCAUUCUCCGAAGCGCUUUGCUCCCUUUGGCUCUCUCAACCCUUUCUCAGGGCCCGCCUACCCCUCGGGUGCCCCCGGGGCUGCCUCUUCUGGGUCCACCUCUAACUCUAGUAUGUUGGCUACCUCUAGCCCCUCUCAUUCUUCAGGCACAGCUCUGCAAAGUCAGGCUUGCUCAGCUACUUCGCCUUCCUCCCCAUCGGCUUCUGAGUGGCAAGGGCCCACGCUGGAGCCCUUGGACCCCUUUGAGCUGGGGCAGGCCAGCCCUCCAGAGUCGGAGCUGCUGCGGUCUCAGGAGUCUGGACCCCAUCUUUCACCGCUUGGUCCCCUCAAAGCCUUUGAUCCCGAAGGUUUGAUGCUGAAGCAAGUCCCUACCCCAUUGUUACCAGCUGCUUUGCAGGGGCCUGAGGCAGGACGACUCUUUCUCAGCCAACGGUGCCUGGAAGGGACUACUGCCAGUCCUGGGGAUGGAGCCACAGGUGUGGGAGGCCGGGAUGCUUGCUCCUGGCAGCCUCCAGCGGACCUUUCUGCUCUCUCUCUGGAGGAAGUCUCCCGCAGUCUACGCUUCAUCGGCCUCUCAGAGGACGUGGUGAGCUUCUUUGCCCGAGAACGCAUCGAUGGGAGCAUCUUUGUACAGCUCAGUGAGGACAUCCUAACUGAUGACUUCCACCUCACUAAGCUUCAAGUCAAGAAGAUCAUGCAGUUCAUUAAAGGCUGGCGGCCCAAGAUCUGAACUGUCUAGCCUGAAGCUGGCAACAGAAGCCCUGGGAACUAGGAGUGGGUCUCUGUACUCCCAGAGGCAGUUUCUGCCUGCAGGGAGAAUCCAAAGCUGCUCUUCAGGCGCUGAAUAUUCCAGAGGGACACGCUGGGAACCAUCAUCCUCUGGGGUUAGACCCUACAGGGGGACAUCUUGCCUGUGUACAGAGUAACUAUGGAGGAGGCAACACUGUGCACCUGGCCUGGUGAAAUAUUUGCUGCAGUUCCCACAGGGUGGUGGUGGAAUAAUGUCCCUUGCCCUGCUGCAGUCCUUCCCAGAUACUGUGCACUUCUCAGUUCUGUAGCUACAGAUUAGAGACAAAGGAAGAUGGCCCAUAAUUUAGCACAAAUUCUUUUCCCAAGUGUCCUUUCCUAUGUGCCCUGGUCUUUGGACUGCUGCUGCUGCAGUUAGGGAUGUGAUUUCCAUGUCUGUGGAGCAUCCUUACUUUCCAUGAUUAAGCAUUUGGCCCUGGUUAAUCAGCUAUGUACCUAUGCCACAGAGCCUGAGGUACCUCUUUGGUCUGUCUCCUGGAUAUAGGUAAGCUCUGCUGUGGACUUGUGGAGCUAGGGAGGCAGGCACACCCCAUCUGUUUGUAACACCUUAGCUUCUGCUCUGACCUCACCACAAAUACCCAUCCUUGUGUUCUUUCCUAUGGGACUGAGGAUUGAGCCCCAAGAACAGGCAUAUUCAGGUCAGCUAGUUGUUGAUUCUGGCAGCAAGUGGUGACCAGUCACUCACACUUGUGCUAUCAGCACUUGGAUCUGAUGGACACCUGUUCUGGUUUGAUACCAGCACUGAUGGGCAUGGAUGUGUGUGUAGGGGAUGGGUUAGGAGGCAGGUGGCUGGGGAACUGCUCCUGAACUCAGUCCUGCAUUUGUUCACAUGUUUCAGAGCAGAUCUUUGUGCCCAUUUCAAGCAUGGUGACCUGUGUGGUACCUAGAACUGAGGUAAUUAUGUACAUACCUCAUCUCACUUCAUCCUUCCCUAACCCUCAACCAGCACAUUUCUCACACCCACUGAUGUUAAGGGCCCACUGGUGGCAUUUUUCUUAUUUGCUUUUCCUGGCCUACCUAGAUAUUUAUUUGUGUUUUGUUAGUAGUUGAGCCACUCCUAUGAUCCAGUCAGGCUGGAUCCACGGUGUUUAGGUUCCGAGGGAGGGAGUCAGAUGUGCACAGAAACUGAUGUUAUGAUGGUGGGUUUUCUCACAGGUUUGAUGAAUCCGCAAGGACUAGGGAAAUAAAGGCUAAACCACAGACUAGUGAAAGUGAAACUCUUGAGUGUUAGCUGCUUUCUUCUUUUGGAGUGCCAUGAGGAACCAGAACACAAUGUGUAUGCUUCUGUGUAGGGAAGAACUUUGGAAGGGUGUAUAUAAGUGGCUCAUUCAUACAUCCCCCAGAGGCAGGUUCCUUUUGCAAGCCCUGCAUCUACAUGAACCUUCCAAUUCCCAUUAAUCCACACAAUACACACCUACCUGGUGUUGCUUAGAGGAAAGAUCUAGAAAUCAAAGCUCAAGGCUGCCAGCAGGGGCUUAAGUUUAACCUGCAGAAUGCCAGCUUUGAGGUGCUCAGAUCCAUAGUAGACAUAUGCAUGGCCUUGGUGUAGAGUAUCAAUUCUCUGUCUUCUGAAAACUCCAAAACAACUCAACUUUAGGGUCUGGUGUUCUAGCAAUGAUUAACUGGUUUUUGUUGAAACUGGGGCUAAGCUUCCCCCUGCCUCCCACUCUCCACACCAGAGCUGGGAGCAGGGAAAUAUCCGAAUAAAUAUUUGAGUGGAGGAGAGGCAGGAGUUAUGGGUACUAUCUGGUUUUUAGAAUGCAGAGUGUGAUUGACUUGAAUUAGGAUUCUGCUGCAUACUCAAUAGUUCAGUAGGGAUUCUUCUGAUAGACAUAGAAACCCAGUGCUAUUUACAGGAUUAGUUCCUGCUUCUGCCAGAAGCUAGUGUGAGAACUCUGCACAUGGGAUGGGAGU